This is a messenger RNA of Malania oleifera, 3005 nucleotides long. RefSeq names its product pentatricopeptide repeat-containing protein At1g34160. The transcript has a single exon. Gene Ontology annotation, molecular function: RNA binding; zinc ion binding; protein binding. Gene Ontology annotation, biological process: RNA modification. The record is from RefSeq and is a predicted model, not a curated record. The annotation marks the transcript as partial. Lineage: Eukaryota; Viridiplantae; Streptophyta; Magnoliopsida; Santalales; Ximeniaceae.
UCGUCUGGGGGCCUCAUGGACUCGCUCGUACAGAAAUGCACCUCCCUCGCACGCAUAAAACAACUCCAAGCCCAUCUCGUAACCACCGGACUUUUCCAAUUUUGCCCCUCCCGCACAAAGCUCCUCGAGCUCUGCGCCAUCUCUCCCGUCGGGGACCUCGCCUUCGCCGGUGAAAUUUUCCGGCAGAUCCGAGCUCCGGUGACAAACGACUGGAACGCCCUCAUUCGAGGCCUCGCGCAAUGCAAAGACCCCAUCGAUGCCGUUGAGACUUACAAGGCCAUGUCGCGUAGACCGCACAAACCCGACGCUCUCACGUGCUCUUUCGCACUAAAGGCCUGCGCACGUGCAUUGGCCCUCUGCGAGGCCAGGCAGCUUCAUUCUCAGAUUCUGCAUUUUGGGUUUCAAGCCGAUGUGUUGUUGCAGACAACAUUGUUAGACGUGUACGCCAAAGCAAGCGAUCUCGAUGCCGCACACAAAGUGUUCGAGGAAAUGUCUGUUAAAGAUGUCGCCGCCUGGAACGCGUUGAUUGCCGGGUUGGCUCAUGGUAGUCGACCCAAUGAAGCUUUGGCUUUGUUCCAGAGAAUGAGAGUGGAGGGUGUGAAACCUAACGAGAUUACUGUGCUUGGCGCUCUCUCUGCUUGUUCACAACUUGGCGCUUUGAGUGAAGGCGAAAAAAUGUACAAUUACUUAAGGGACGAGAAGUUGGACACAAACGUGCAAGUCUGCAAUGCGGUUAUCGACAUGUAUGCCAAAUGCGGGUCCGUGGACAAAGCUUAUGGCGUUUUUGCAAAUAUGAGUUGUAAGAAGAGUCUUGUGUCGUGGAACACGAUGAUCAUGGCGCUGGCAAUGCAUGGCGAGGGACACAAAGCGCUGGAGCUUUUUGAGGAAAUGAAUCGAGCCGAGGCCAGCCCAGAUGCAGUAACGUACCUAGCUGCAUUGUGCGCGUGCAAUCACGUUGGGCUAGUGGAAGAUGGAGUUCAGCUGUUUGAUUCCAUGGAGGAUCGUGGGGUUGCACGAGACAUGAAGCAUUAUGGUAGUGUGGUUGAUCUGCUAGGGCGAGCAGGGCGGCUUCAGGAGGCCUACAAGAUCAUAGUUUCGAUGCCUAACACCCCUCCCGAUGUCGUGAUAUGGCAAACUCUGCUGGGAGCUUGCAAGAUUUACGGGAAUGUAGAAAUGGCAGAGAUGGCGUCGCGUAAACUAGUGGAGAUGGGUUCCAACAGCUGUGGUGAUUUCGUGCUGUUGUCAAACAUUUACGCAGGGCAGGAGAGGUGGGCGGAUGUGGGGAGAGUGAGGGAGGCAAUGAAAAGCAGGGAUGUGAGGAAGGUGCCAGGGUUCAGCUACACAGAAGUGAAGGGUGUGGUUCAUACUUUUUAUAAUGGCGAUCAGAGCCACCCCAAUUGGAGGGAGAUUUAUGGCAAGCUGGAUGAGAUUAGGUUCAGGAUAAAGGAGUAUGGUUAUGUGGCUGAGACUAGUUUUGUGUUGCAUGAUAUUGGGGAGGAAGAGAAGGAGAAUGCAUUGGGUUAUCACAGUGAGAAGUUGGCUGUUGCCUUUGGGCUGGUGAAUACGAAUGAUGGGUCCCCAAUUCAGGUGAUUAAGAACCUGCGGAUAUGUGGGGAUUGUCAUGUUGUCAUUAAGCUUAUUGCAAAGAUUUAUGAUCGGGAAAUUGUUUUGAGGGAUCGAGUUCGGUUUCACAGAUUCAAAGAUGGAUCUUGUUCUUGCAGGGAUUAUUGGUGAAAUCCAUUUGUUUUUUCAUCUCUUUUGUGUAGCUAACCGUGGACUAGCAGUUGGAAUUAAAGGAUCAUUCAAUUGUAUACCAUGAAAAUUGAAAAGAUAGUCAGCAAAAGGAGUUCCCCCUUAAUCGUACAUACAUUUGGAACUAAAAAAGAACAGAAACAAAAGCAGCCAGUCCUGUCUGGAGUCCCGGUGGGAAGAGAGUUUGAACAUUAAGAUAUGACUUGGGCCCCAAGAAGUGUUUCAUUGUAGUGCUAAUUUGAGGGAGGGAGGAGGGGGGCAGGGUCGAAAUGAUUAAGAUUUGACAGCCUUACCUUUUCUCUUUCUGUUGUCAUUUUAAUUUUGAUUGUUUCCUUUUCAUUCUAAAGGAGAAUGCUUCUUACAGAAUAUCUGUUCAACCAACCAGAGUAUAGUGACAAAUUUCUAGAAUUACAGAAAAAUGAUAUUUAAACUACUAAGCAGUGUUAAGCAACAUACAAAUCCAAUUCUGUUAAUUAUACACCAAUCUCAACAGCAUGGAAAAUCUAUAUGUUGUGUAACCAUAAAACAAGUAUGCUACAAAAUAUACUCUGACAACAAGAAGUUACAAAUCACUUUGCAGGGUGGCAAAAUAAUCAUAACCGAUUAUGCUACAGAGAACACUGUUGAGCAACUGGAAAAGGAGUGAACAACUUGGAAUCAACCGCCUGCACCAAUAUGAAGCUUCAAAAACAACCAUCCAAUAACUGCAACUUGAAGCAGAAAUGACGAGAGAACUUGAAAUGACACACCAACAGAUGCUCCAAAUGCUGCUAAUCUUUAACUGGUCUUGCCUCAAACCCGCCUUCAGGUCGCUUUACAAGAUUGUAAGGCAUGUGGGUCCCAAGAAUUUUAUCCCAGAUGGGAAAGAAUGGUUGAGAAUAGUUGUACUUUGAUCCCUGGAGUUGAUGAUGGAUGUCGUGGUAAGCAGAGUUAUUCUGGAAUAAAAUAUGGAAGACAUUGCCAGGCAGCCAAAGUCCACAGUGAUCAUCUACAGUUUUUACCACAGCAAAGCAGAAGAAAGUCACAGCCGUCCGAGCAGUCAUUCCUGAGACAAGGAAGGAGAUUGCCCCACCCAAGGUGUCAAGCAGGAGACCCUCAAGUGGGUGAUUGUACAGGGCUCCAAUUGCAUAAGGGACAACUAGUCUGUGAUGUUGAGAAUGUACAUGGCGAUACAAGAAUUUGUUUUGGUGCAUGUACCUGUGCACAAAGUACUGCCACAUAUCCAUAACAAGCAUUGCAGCAAUUAUCUGCAC